Molecule: messenger RNA, 1185 nt
Organism: Jaculus jaculus (lesser Egyptian jerboa)
Lineage: Eukaryota; Metazoa; Chordata; Mammalia; Rodentia; Dipodidae
Gene: Rpf1
Product: ribosome production factor 1 homolog
Exons: 9
Coding region: 17-1066 (349 amino acids)
Biological process (GO): maturation of 5.8S rRNA; maturation of LSU-rRNA
Cellular component (GO): nucleolus; preribosome, large subunit precursor
Molecular function (GO): rRNA primary transcript binding
Source: RefSeq, a predicted model, not a curated record
UACAGACGCAGACAACAUGGCGAAAGCCAGGGAGAAGAGCGGGGACGGCGGCCAGAAAAGGUUGAAAAGAAAAGCCGCUGCCCAAGAACUUCCAGAGCCUGCGGUGGCUGACGAUGGGGCGACGGAAGGCGGCGUCCAGCCCCCGAAAGCGGCUGCCUUUCCCCCGGGCUUCAGUAUUUCGGAGAUUAAGAACAAGCAGCGGCGACACUUGAUGUUCACGCGGUGGAGACAGCAGCAGCGGAAGGAAAAGUUGGCAGCCAAGAAAAAACUUAAAAAAGAGAGAGAGGCUCUUGGUGAUAAGGCUCCCCCAAAGCCUGUACCCAAGACCAUUGACAAUCAACGAGUCUAUGAUGAAACCACAGUAGAUCCUAAUGAUGAAGAGGUUGCCUAUGACGAAGCUACAGAUGAGUUUGCUUCUUACUUCAACAGACAGACAUCUCCCAAGAUUCUCAUCACAACAUCUGACAGGCCUCAUGGGCGAACAGUACGACUGUGUGAACAGCUCUCAACAGUUAUUCCAGGUUCUCAUGUGUAUUACAGAAGAGGACUGGCUCUAAAGAAAAUCAUUCCCCAGUGCAUUGCAAGAGAUUUCACAGAUCUAAUUGUUAUUAAUGAAGAUCGUAAAACACCAAAUGGACUCAUUUUGAGUCACUUGCCCAAUGGUCCAACUGCACAUUUUAAAGUAAGUAGUGUGCGUCUUCGUAAAGAAAUCAAGAGAAGAGGCAAAGACCCGACAGAACAUGCUCCUGAGAUAAUUCUGAAUAACUUUACAACACGGCUGGGCCACUCAAUUGGGCGUAUGUUUGCUUCUCUUUUCCCUCAUAAUCCUCAGUUUAUUGGCAGGCAGGUUGCCACAUUCCACAACCAGCGGGACUACAUCUUCUUCAGAUUUCACAGAUACAUAUUCAAGAGUGAAAAGAAAGUAGGAAUCCAGGAACUUGGACCACGUUUUACCUUAAAAUUAAGAUCUCUCCAGAAAGGAACCUUUGAUUCUAAAUAUGGAGAGUAUGAAUGGGUUCAUAAGCCACGGGAGAUGGAUACAAGUCGAAGAAAAUUCCAUUUAUAAAGCACUGGAAGAGGAGUACUGGACUUUGCUGGACAGGACUAACUUAGUAAAUUAUUUUUACCAGAACCCCCUUGUCACAGUGGAACUGACUGAUUUCAUAAAUCUUAUAUUUGAAUAAA